This is a messenger RNA of Poecilia latipinna (sailfin molly), 831 nucleotides long. RefSeq names its product hairy-related 12 (gene her12). The coding region runs from base 76 to 540 and encodes 154 amino acids. The transcript is spliced from 2 exons. NCBI's taxonomy places the organism in Eukaryota, Metazoa, Chordata, Actinopteri, Cyprinodontiformes, Poeciliidae. Gene Ontology annotation, molecular function: protein dimerization activity. The record is from RefSeq and is a predicted model, not a curated record.
CGGGAGCAAGCUCCUCCAGAGAAAUCAGAGCCAAGCGAGUAGCCCUGCGAGAAGCACCUCAGCUCACCUGCAGACAUGUCCCCCUGCCCCAACAGCUACUCCUCCAUCCACCACCUCAGGAUGUCCGAGAGAGACAACAUAAAACUACGGAAACCCAUAGUGGAGAAAAUGCGCAGGGACCGCAUCAACACCUGCAUCGAGCAGCUCAAGGUCAUCCUGGAGAAGGAGUUCCACAAGCAGGAGCCCAACUCCAAGCUGGAGAAGGCCGACAUCCUGGAGAUGACGGUGAGCUUCCUGAGGCAGCAGCUGCAGUCGGGUCUCUGUCAGAGUUACUCCCGCUGCCUGAGGGACUCGGUUCACUUCCUGUCCGUCGGCUCGGCCACGGAGGCCUCGGCCGGACCUCAGCAGGUCCUGCGGCAGCCGGAGCAGACGCUCCGUCAGACACAGAGAGCCAGCAGCUGCUCCCCGCUCAGGCCCGACACGCAGCCGGACAGCAGCAGCAGCGGCAGCAGCAGAGGCCCGGUGUGGAGGCCGUGGUAGAGAGACUCUCUUGAGACCUGAGGGGAGCCGUUCUCUCCCUCACUAUGUAGGAAAUUUAUUUCCAUCCUGCUCUUUCAGCGUGGGUUCAUUUAUUGUCUCAUCACAUUGAUGGACAAGUAAACGCAAUGUGCUUUCUCUCUUGUUACCUGAUUUGUCUUUCUUCGUGUUAAAAACCCGAGGAUUCAUUCUGAGUGGCAUAGUUGUUUUUGUUGUGAUGUGAAUGUUUUUCCUUUUACUCCGGUGGAGUUUAUCUUGGGUCUGCUUUAUGUAACAGUAUAUGCGUUUCUGCCU